AUUGGCCGAGGCUUCUGCCGGAAGCACCGCCUCUUCCCUCCCCCUCUGAGGGAGGGAGUGACUGACGGACAGCUCCGCCGCUGGUAGGACCGUCAUCGUGUCAAAACGACGUCGACGGGGUUGCCGCUGUCAACCAUGAGCCGCCGGCCUUCGUUCAGCGAGUGCCUGUGCGACUGGGAGGAGUUGCAGGACGGCUUCCAGCGCGUGCAGGAAACCCACAGGUUGUACAAGCAGAAGUUGGAAGAGCUGACGAAGCUCCAGGAUGGGAUCUCCAGCUCCAUCACCCGGCAGAAGAAACAGCUGAAAGAGCUGUCACUUGCCCUGAAAGAGUGCAAGUCUAGCCUUCUCGCCGAUCAGGAAGAGACUGUCCAGGAGAUCCAGGAUAUGAUCAAAGAGUGGCAGAAUGUCUUCUUUGAAAUGGAGGCUUAUUUGCCCAAGAAAAACGGGUUGUACCUGAACCUCGUGCUGGGAAAUGUGAAUGUCACGCUGCUCAGCAAGCAGGCUAAGUUUGCCUACAAGGAUGAGUAUGAGAAGUUCAAGCUCUACCUCACCAUCAUCCUCAUCAUUAUCUCCUUCACUUGCCGGUUCCUCCUGAACUCCAGGGUGACAGACGCGGUCUUCAAUUUCCUCCUGGUGUGGUACUACUGCACCCUCACCAUUCGGGAGAGCAUCCUGAUCAACAACGGCUCCAAGAUCAAGGGCUGGUGGGUCUUCCAUCAUUACAUUUCCACCUUCCUCUCCGGUGUCAUGUUGACAUGGCCAGAUGGUCUCAUGUACCAGAUGUUCAGGAACCAGUUCCUUUCCUUUUCCAUGUAUCAGAGUUUUGUGCAGUUCCUGCAGUAUUACUACCAGAGCGGCUGCCUCUACCGGCUCCGAGCCCUGGGGGAACGGCACAACAUGGACCUCACUGUGGAGGGCUUCCAGUCUUGGAUGUGGAGGGGCCUCACCUUCCUGCUUCCGUUCCUCUUCUUUGGCCAGUUCUGGCAGCUGUACAAUGCCGUCACCCUCUUCCGACUGGCCAGACAUCCUAAGUGCAAAGAGUGGCAGGUGCUGAUGUGCGGCCUUCCUUUCUUCGUCCUCUUUGCCGGCAACUUCUUCACCACCUUGCGAGUCGUCCAUCAGAAGUUCCAAGAGAAGACCAAGGAUUCCAAGAAGAAGUGAGCCUUGGGGGAAUCCCAGACACCCGUCCUCCUCGACCCCGGACAUUUCCAUCUUCUGCCUACCUUCCGUCAUUCUUGGCCCUGAUCUGGGGAGCCGGCGCUCCCGAACUGUUGGUUUUGUUUGGGGCUGAGCAUCUUUCCCCACAUUCCACCCCCCCAACUCUCCCCUCCCAUGAACCGGAGCAAAUGAAGCUGAACAGGAACAACACUGUCCUAUCUGGCCCGAGGCUCAUCCUUGGAUGGUGGGGAAUCCAGGAGAAUGGUAGCAGGCCAGAGACCAGCAGUGACCUUAGUCCGUGACGCUUGAAUGUCAUUCUCAGUCGGCUUCCCUCCUUCCCCUGACACUGCCCACCCGGGGACCACCAAUGCCUGAAGCACCCGUCUACCAGCUGGGGCCAGGUUCAGCCUUGACCAUCUUUAGAACCUUGUUUCAGGGGCGAAGGAGCGUGUUGGGAACUGUAUCUCCUCCGUACUGUACAACCUCUCUACCCUCUUGGCUUUUGUGCUGAAGUCUUGCAGCUCUUCUCAGGCUUCUGAGACACCUUUUCCCUUAAGGAUUCAUGUUCCGCCCCGUCUGGUGGUUUACCCGGGACAGGGGGGCACAGUGCAAAGGGAUCGCUGGCUGCCUGAGUCUCCUUUUAUGUCAAGCCCGGCUUCCUGUCCAUCUGUACCCUACCACUGCCCACAAAACAUUCCUCAACAUCCACCCAAGUCUCUAGCUCGACCAUCUGCUAGUGCGAACCAAUGGGCAGUUUUCUUUCCAUAUUUUCUGUAUCUCUUCUGUGACUGGCCAGAAAGGCUUAGAACAUGCGUGUUGUGAAGCUGUUACUGAAAAAUGGCUUGGGAGGGUGGGGGAAUGCAUUUGGAUGCUCCCCCUCCUCUCUCUGCCGUCGUGUCCCAUGUUUUGAAACGGUGCUGAGAGUGAUGUUUUGUCUUAGGAAAGCUGGAGGGAGCUGGCUGGCCCUCAGCCAGUGUCUUUCCCACCCUUUUCAAAAUGUAUUCUUGUCAUGAAAAAAGUGUUGAAAAAUAAAAGGAGGGAAACGAAGCGCCUUCACAAGUAAUACCUA
This is a messenger RNA of Heteronotia binoei (common prickly gecko), 2227 nucleotides long. It is a transcript of the gene TMEM120A, whose product is annotated as transmembrane protein 120A. The transcript has 12 exons. NCBI's taxonomy places the organism in Eukaryota, Metazoa, Chordata, Lepidosauria, Squamata, Gekkonidae. The record is from RefSeq and is a predicted model, not a curated record. Gene Ontology annotation, biological process: fat cell differentiation. Bases 136 to 1161 code for a protein of 341 amino acids. Gene Ontology annotation, cellular component: membrane.